CGUCUACCGUGAUCGCGAGCGCAUCCGCUCGAUUACUCCUGCCCACUCAGACGUCACCCAAUCGAGGUUGACCAUGGCUGACGACAACAUGGAUGUCGAUACUCCUGCAACCACCUCAGCACCGGUCAAGGCCAAGGCCAAGAAGGAAGAUGGCGGGAGUGGCAAGCAACGGUUCGAGGUGAAGAAGUGGAAUGCAGUGGCACUUUGGGCAUGGGACAUCGUCGUCGACAAUUGUGCCAUUUGCCGUAACCACAUCAUGGACCUUUGCAUCGAUUGCCAAGCGAAUCAGGUCUCCGCGACUUCGGAAGAGUGCAACGCGGCGUGGGGCAUCUGCAAUCACGCCUUCCAUUUCCAUUGCAUCUCGCGUUGGUUGAAGACGCGCAACGUUUGCCCGCUCGACAACCGCGAGUGGGAACUGCAGAAGUACGGCCGAUGAGCCACUCACCCAACUGUCGCCAUCGCCUUCAUCCUUGUCGCAAGUUGUAUCCUGUCUGUUCCGCGCUGCUGUAAUAUACGGAUCGUGUUCUGAUCUCGCAAUCUCAUAAAGUCGAAAAAGGAAGAUUCCC
Punctularia strigosozonata HHB-11173 SS5 is the source of this 566-nucleotide messenger RNA. RefSeq names its product Rbx1 protein. Gene Ontology annotation, molecular function: cullin family protein binding; ubiquitin protein ligase activity; zinc ion binding. The transcript has 5 exons. NCBI's taxonomy places the organism in Eukaryota, Fungi, Basidiomycota, Agaricomycetes, Corticiales, Punctulariaceae. The record is from RefSeq and is a predicted model, not a curated record. Gene Ontology annotation, biological process: ubiquitin-dependent protein catabolic process; protein ubiquitination. Bases 74 to 436 code for a protein of 120 amino acids. Gene Ontology annotation, cellular component: cullin-RING ubiquitin ligase complex; nucleus.